Caenorhabditis bovis is the source of this 339-nucleotide messenger RNA. NCBI's taxonomy places the organism in Eukaryota, Metazoa, Nematoda, Chromadorea, Rhabditida, Rhabditidae. The record is from the annotation of a GenBank genome assembly.
AUGUUUAAAAGCGUCGCCCGAUGUUUUGCUGUUUUCGUGGCAAUGCAAUUCGCCAAAUUCAUUUUUCUUGUGCUCAUCUCAUCUUGUGCUGCAAUUCGCUGCUUUAAAGGCGUUCGCGUAAAGGACAACAGGGGACCAUACGGGCUGUUGCGCGAGCAUUGCCCGCGAAAUAUGACGCAAUGCAUGAAAGCCGUCUUGUACGACUUUCCGGUGACUUUUGCGUACGCGUGCGCGGAUCCCGCCGUUUUCACAAAUUCUCCUGAUGGUUGCAUUCGACAAGGAAUGCAGGAGAUCUGCUUAUGCAGCGAAUGGGAUUAUUGCAACAUCAUUGAUCGAUAA